Messenger RNA from Dentiscutata erythropus, 681 nucleotides. NCBI's taxonomy places the organism in Eukaryota, Fungi, Glomeromycota, Glomeromycetes, Diversisporales, Gigasporaceae. The record is from the annotation of a GenBank genome assembly.
AUGAUAAUAUUAGAUAGCAUUCAGCAAGAAGAACGAUAUAAUUUCAAUGAUGAGGAUCUUAAGUUCAAAUUGGAUCGACUUAAAUCAGGUGCUGGAAACCUGUUACGAUCUAUGUUUACUAUUAUGUUAGCUGCUAUCUUUUAUUCUACUCUAUGCAUAAGUUAUGGCCUGUUUCACAAAACCGAAACGACAUUUAUACGUUCAAUUAAUAUGAUGUACAUUUUGAUCUGGAACGUCGCGAUUCCUGGUUUUCUCCACAUUUGUCAAAUUAUUCAUAUAUUGAAACGUUCAAAUUUUGGUUAUGGAAUUUCUGGUAAUCUAGUUAUACCGUUGGUAACAUCUCCAAUAAUCUCAAAUUUCGAAAUAAUUCGAAAUGAAAAUAAUGAAAAUGAACUACCUUAUUACGUAAAUUCUGUAUAUGAAGAUGAUCGUAAAUUUCUUUCAAACAAAACUUCUACAAAUAAUAUUAAAAAUAUUGAAGAAUCAAAAAUUUUUGAAAGAAUGAGAGAAAACCAAUUUAAUCAAGUUAUUGAGUCAAGCUCCUCUAAAAUAUCAUAUACCAGAUCAUCUAAUGCCUCGACAUCAAUUUGUAAAGAAAGUUCGAAAGAGAGGAAUGUUAACAAAGAUUGGUUAAUCGAGGCACCUAAAAAAGUUCUUAUUCGAAAUAGUUUUUCAUCCUAA